AUGGACCCUCCACGCCCAAUCAAGUUGGAGUCGGAGUGGAUAGAGCCGGCAACCAAGAAAGUCAAGGCUAACAAGUACUGGAUAGACACAAUCGGUACCAGAAUUGUGCGCCUCGAAGUCGGCACAGGCUUCGAUCAAGUUGUCUUUAAUGUUCAUAAGACAAUACUCUGCAAGAAGAUCGCAUUCUUUGAUAAGAUGUUCAACGGAAAGUUCUUGGAAGGCAUAACUCAUAGUGCCAAGAUGCCCGAGGACAAUAUCGAAGCCUUCAAGCUGAUGCUUGGCUGGGUAUAUAGCGGAGCCAUCGAGCCAGGAAUUGAUCUUACCUUUGCAAAUGGUAAUUCUGCCAGCACACCACUCUUGGAGCUACUGAUUCUUGCGGAAAAAUACGACAUCAACCCACUUGUUGAUGCCACGAUGGAUUACCUGAUCAAACUCCUCCAGGAGAAUAGAAUAAUCAUCGGCGAGUCCCUGUGGGUGUAUACAUACGAGAAUACACGCCGCACAUCGAAGCUUCGAUUAUUCUUCACGAGAACAGCCAUCUAUGCGAUGCGCUUCAAAGACGGAGAAUUUACUAGCAAUCCCAAAUUCUGGACUGUGAAGGCAAUACACUCCAUAUUGUCGCAGAGUCCAGAGAUCCUCAUGGAUUAUCUGGCUUUGACCCAAGGGGUAAAGCUCCAGGAGGAUCCAUUGAUAGCACCACCGUGCGAUUACCAUCGACAUGCGGCGGACGAGGACUGCCCAUAUAAGCCGAAGACAACCGCUAAAAUUACCAACGAGAGUGGUAAUAGACCGAGCGAUCUGGAUGACUGA
Molecule: messenger RNA, 810 nt
Organism: Botrytis fragariae
Lineage: Eukaryota; Fungi; Ascomycota; Leotiomycetes; Helotiales; Sclerotiniaceae
Exons: 2
Coding region: 1-810 (269 amino acids)
Molecular function (GO): protein binding
Source: RefSeq, a predicted model, not a curated record